UAUUGUAUCCUGGAAUCGAAAAUUAUGAAAUACUUAAAGUAUGCUUAGCACCAUUAAUUCAAGAUCUUGUAACAUUAAAAGCCAAUGGAAUUAUAGAUACCUUUGGAAAGCACUGGAAAAUAGAACUUUAUUUUAGUUCAGACUGGAAAUUCCUAGCAAUUUCACUUGGCUUUAAUGCAGCAAAUUCAACUUUUUUUUGCCCUUGGU
Molecule: messenger RNA, 207 nt
Organism: Cetraspora pellucida
Lineage: Eukaryota; Fungi; Glomeromycota; Glomeromycetes; Diversisporales; Gigasporaceae
Source: the annotation of a GenBank genome assembly